This is a messenger RNA of Penicillium cinerascens, 5643 nucleotides long. Its product is annotated as trifunctional fatty acid synthase subunit FAS2. Gene Ontology annotation, cellular component: fatty acid synthase complex. The coding region runs from base 1 to 5559 and encodes 1852 amino acids. Gene Ontology annotation, biological process: long-chain fatty acid biosynthetic process. NCBI's taxonomy places the organism in Eukaryota, Fungi, Ascomycota, Eurotiomycetes, Eurotiales, Aspergillaceae. The transcript is spliced from 3 exons. Gene Ontology annotation, molecular function: holo-[acyl-carrier-protein] synthase activity; 3-oxoacyl-[acyl-carrier-protein] synthase activity; magnesium ion binding. The record is from RefSeq and is a predicted model, not a curated record.
AUGCGUCCCGAGAUUGAGCAGGAGCUCGCUCACACCUUGCUGGUGGAGCUGCUCGCCUACCAAUUCGCCUCCCCGGUCAGAUGGAUUGAGACCCAAGAUGUUAUCCUCGCCGAACAGCGCACCGAGCGCAUUGUCGAGAUCGGUCCCGCAGAUACUCUGGGAGGAAUGGCCCGUCGGACGCUAGCCUCCAAGUACGAGGCAUACGAUGCCGCCACAUCCGUGCAGCGUCAAAUCCUUUGCUACAACAAGGAUGCCAAGGAAAUCUACUACGAUGUCGAUCCCAUUGAGGAGGAGCCCAUCGCCGAGCCCGCUGCUGCGGCUCCUGCUGCUGCUGCUCCGGCCGGUGCGGCACCUGCUGCCGCCCCCCCGCCUCCCAGUGCUGGCCCAGCUGCGGCCGUAGAUGAUGUCCCAGUAUCUGCAGUCGAUAUUCUGCGGUCUCUGGUUGCGCAGAAGCUAAAGAAGAGUCUGGCCGACGUGCCAUUGUCAAAAGCCAUUAAGGAUCUUGUUGGAGGUAAAUCCACAUUACAAAACGAAAUUUUGGGAGACCUGGGCAAGGAAUUCGGGUCGACACCGGAGAAGCCAGAAGACACCCCUCUGGAUGAGUUGGGUGCGGCGAUGCAGGCCACUUUCAACGGCCAAUUGGGCAAGCAAUCGUCUUCCCUCAUUGCACGAAUGGUCUCCUCCAAGAUGCCUGGUGGUUUCAACAUUACGGCAGUUCGGAAAUACUUGGAGACUCGGUGGGGUCUGGGCGCGGGCCGCCAGGACGGUGUGCUGUUGCUGGCCAUUACCAUGGAGCCCGCCUCUCGUCUGGGCUCGGAGACUGAUGCCAAGGCAUUCUUGGACGAUGUUACCAACAAGUACGCCGCCAGCGCCGGUAUUAACCUGUCGGCCCCCGCAGCCGGCGCCGACGCUGGUGCCGGUGGCGGUGGCAUGAUGAUGGACCCCGCGGCCAUUGAUGCUCUGACCAAGGACCAGCGAGCUCUGUUCAAGCAGCAAUUGGAGGUCAUUGCCCGCUAUUUAAAGAUGGAUCUCCGUGCCGGUGACAAGGCCUUUGUUACGUCUCAAGAGACCCAGAAGGCGUUGCAGGCACAGAUUGAUCUGUGGCAGGCCGAGCAUGGCGACUUCUACGCCUCGGGUAUCGAGCCCUCCUUCGAUCCGCUCAAGGCCCGUGUGUAUGACUCCUCGUGGAACUGGGCCCGCCAGGAUGCCCUCAGCAUGUACUACGACAUUAUCUUUGGCCGUCUCCAGGUUGUUGACCGUGAGAUUGUGAGCCAGUGUAUUCGCAUUAUGAACCGCUCCAACCCUCUUCUUCUCGAAUUCAUGCAGUACCACAUCGACAACUGCCCUACUGAGCGUGGCGAGACCUACCAGCUGGCCAAAGAGCUAGGCCAGCAGCUCAUUGAAAACUGCCGGGAGGUGAUGGGUGUCGCCCCCGUCUACAAGGAUGUCGCCGUUCCUACGGGGCCUCAGACUACCCUUGACGAGCGAGGCAACAUCAGCUUCAAGGAGGUUCCCCGUGCCAGUGCCCGUAAGCUGGAGCACUACGUCAAGCAGAUGGCUGAGGGUGGUCCCAUCUCCGAGUACAGCAACCGCAACAAGGUGCAGAAUGACCUCAAGAACGUCUACAAGCUCAUCCGCAAGCAGCAUCGUCUCUCGAAGGCAUCACAGAUCCAGUUUGACGCUCUCUACAAGGAUGUUUUGCACGCUCUUAGUAUGAACGAGAACCAGAUCAUGCCUCAGGAGAACGGUAGCGCCAAGAAAUCUGGCCGCAAUGGUCUCAAACGCACCACCAACCGCCCCGGUAAGGUGGAAACCAUUCCCUUCCUGCACCUGAAGAAGAAGUCCGAGCACGGCUGGGACUACAACAAGAAGCUCACCGGCACCUACCUGAAGGUCUUGGAGUCGGCUGCUCAGAAUGGUCUUUCCUUCCAGGGCAAGAAUGUUCUGAUGACUGGUGCCGGUGCCGGUUCCAUUGGUGCCGAAGUCCUUCAGGGUCUGAUCAGCGGUGGUGCCAAGGUGGUUGUGACCACCAGCCGCUUCUCUCGCGAGGUGACUGAGUACUACCAGGCUAUGUAUGCUCGCUACGGCGCUCGUGGCUCCCAGCUUGUUGUCGUGCCAUUCAACCAAGGUAGCAAGCAGGAUGUGGAGGCUCUGAUCGACUAUGUCUACGACACCAAGAAGGGUCUUGGAUGGGACCUGGACUUCGUCGUUCCGUUUGCCGCCAUUCCAGAAAACGGCCGCGAGAUCGACAACAUUGACUCCAAGUCGGAGCUGGCUCACCGCAUCAUGUUGACCAAUUUGCUCCGCCUCCUUGGCGCUAUCAAAACCCAAAAGCAGACCCAUGGCUUCGAGACUCGUCCCGCCCAAGUCGUCCUGCCCUUGUCGCCUAACCACGGUACCUUCGGCAAUGACGGUCUCUACUCUGAGUCCAAGCUGGCUUUGGAGACUCUUUUCAACCGCUGGUACUCGGAGAACUGGAGCAACUACCUCACCAUCUGCGGUGCAGUUAUCGGCUGGACUCGUGGCACCGGUCUGAUGAGCGGCAACAAUAUGGUCGCCGAAGGUGUCGAGAAACUUGGUGUCCGCACUUUCUCGCAGCAGGAAAUGGCUUUCAACCUUCUCGGUCUGAUGUCCCCGGCUAUUGUCGACCUCUGCCAGCUUGACCCCGUCUUCGCGGACCUCAAUGGUGGCCUCCAGUUCAUUCCCGAUCUCAAGGGCUUGAUGACGAAGCUCCGUACCGACAUCAUGGCGGAUAGUGAUAUUCGCCAGGCUGUCAUCAAGGAGACUGCCAUCGAGAACAAGAUUGUCAACGGCGAGGACAGCAGCGCUUUGUACAAGAGGGUUGUUGCGGAGCCUCGUGCCAACAUCAAGUUCGAAUUCCCCACGCUUCCUGAUUGGGAGAAGGAGGUCAAGCCCAUCAACGAGUCUCUCAAGGGUAUGGUCAACCUGGACAAGGUGGUUGUUGUCACCGGUUUCUCCGAGGUUGGACCUUGGGGUAACUCUCGCACUCGUUGGCAGAUGGAGGCUUAUGGCAAGUUCUCUCUCGAGGGCUGCGUCGAAAUGGCUUGGAUCAUGGGUCUGAUCAAGCAUCAUAACGGCCCCCUCAAGGGCAAGGCCUACUCCGGCUGGGUUGAUGCCAAGUCCGGCGAUCCUGUCGACGACAAGGACGUGAAGUCCAAGUACGAGAAGUUCAUCCUGGAGCACAGUGGUAUCCGUCUUAUCGAACCCGAGCUGUUCAAGGGUUACGACCCCAAGCAGAAGCAGCUGCUUCAGGAAAUCGUCAUCCAGGAGGACCUGGAGCCCUUCGAGGCCUCCAAGGAGACCGCCGAGGAGUUCAAGCGCGAGCACGGCGACAAGGUCGAGAUCUUCGAGAUCCCAGAGUCUGGCGAGUACACCGUUCGUCUUCGCAAGGGCGCCAAUCUGCUCAUUCCCAAGGCGCUGCAGUUCGACCGUCUUGUAGCCGGUCAGAUCCCCACCGGCUGGGAUGCUCGCAGAUAUGGUAUCCCCGAGGACAUCAUUGAACAGGUGGAUCCUGUCACUCUGUUCGUUCUUGUCUGUACCUCGGAAUCCAUGCUUUCUGCCGGUAUCACCGACCCGUACGAGUUCUACAAAUACGUCCACCUCUCCGAGGUUGGCAACUGCAUUGGUUCCGGUAUCGGUGGUACCCACGCCCUGCGUGGCUUGUACAAGGACCGCUACCUAGACAAGCCGGUGCAGAAGGACAUUCUGCAGGAGUCCUUCAUCAACACUAUGAGUGCCUGGGUCAACAUGUUGCUCUUGUCUUCUACCGGUCCCAUCAAGACUCCUGUCGGUGCCUGUGCCACUGCCGUCGAGUCUGUUGACAUCGGUUACGAGACGAUUGUCGAGGGCAAGGCUCGCGUCUGCUUCGUCGGUGGCUUUGAUGACUUCCAGGAGGAGGGCUCGUACGAGUUCGCCAACAUGAAGGCCACCAGUAACGCCGAGGACGAAUUCGCCCACGGCCGCACCCCGCAGGAGAUGUCCCGUCCGACUACCACCACCCGUGCUGGCUUCAUGGAGUCACAGGGUUGCGGUAUACAGCUCAUCAUGAGUGCGCAGCUCGCCCUUGACAUGGGUGUGCCUAUCCACGGUAUCAUUGCCCUGACGACCACCGCUACUGACAAGAUUGGCCGGUCCGUCCCUGCCCCCGGUCAGGGUGUCCUCACUACUGCCCGUGAGAACCCUGGCAAGUUCCCCUCGCCUCUGCUGGACAUCAAGUACCGUCGGCGCCAGCUUGACCUGCGCAAGAAGCAGAUCAAGGAAUGGCAGGAGUCCGAACUGCUUUAUCUGCAGGAGGAGGUUGAUGCUAUGAAGGCCCAGAGCGACGAGAGCUUCAAUGUCUCCGAGUAUAUGCACGAGCGGGCUCAGCACAUUGAGCGCGAGGCCGUUCGCCAGGAGAAGGAUGCGCAGUUCAGCCUGGGCAACAACUUCUGGAAGCAGGAUUCGCGUAUCGCUCCCCUGCGCGGUGCCAUGGCCACCUGGGGUCUCACCGUCGAUGACAUUGGCGUCGCCUCCUUCCAUGGUACCUCGACCGUUGCCAACGACAAGAACGAGUCGGAUGUCAUCUGCCAGCAGCUCAAACACUUGGGCCGCAAGAAGGGUAACGCCGUUAUGGGUAUCUUCCAGAAGUACCUCACUGGUCACCCCAAGGGUGCCGCCGGUGCCUGGAUGUUCAACGGCGCUCUGCAGGUUAUGGAGAGCGGCCUCGUCCCUGGUAACCGCAACGCGGACAAUGUCGACAAAGUGAUGGAGAAGUUCGACUACAUCGUCUACCCCAGUCGCAGCAUUCAGACCGACGGUGUCAAGGCGUUCUCCGUUACCUCCUUCGGUUUCGGCCAGAAGGGUGCUCAGGUCAUUGGUAUCCACCCCAAGUACCUGUUCGCCACUCUUGACCAGGCCCAGUACGAGGCCUACAAGACGAAGGUGGAGGCUCGCCAGAAGAAGGCCUACCGUUACUUCCACAACGGCCUGAUCAACAACAGCAUCUUCGUUGCUAAGAGCAAGGCUCCUUACGAGGACGACCAGCAGAGCAAGGUCUUCUUGAACCCCGACUACCGCGUGAGCGUCGACAAGAAGACCUCUGAGCUGAAGUUCUCUUCUACCCCUCCCAAGGCUGACAGUGCGGAGAGCACCCGGCAGAUGGUCGAGUCUCUGGCCAAGGCCAAUGCCACGGAGAACUCUAAGGUUGGUGUCGACGUUGAGAACAUCGACGCGAUCAACAUCUCCAACGAGACUUUCGUUGAGCGCAACUUCACUGCUAGCGAGCAGGAGUACUGCCGCAAGGCCGCCUCGCCUCAGUCCUCGUUCGCAGGCCGAUGGAGCGCGAAGGAAGCCGUGUUCAAGUCGCUGGGUGUUAGCAGCAAGGGUGCCGGCGCUGCUUUGAAGGAGAUUGAGAUCGGAAGUGAUGCCAAUGGCGCUCCGGUGGUGACUCUUCACGGUGCCGCUGCCGCUGCCGCUCAACAAGCCGGCGUCAAGUCGAUCAACGUCAGCAUCAGCCACAGUGACUCACAGGCCGUGGCCGUCGCGGUCUCGCAGCUCUGAGGUCGCCAUACAUUCUUGAUCUUGGGUUGUUUACAUAGACGCUGAUGAGAAUCGCCGUUGACGCUUUUUCUCUUGGCUUUUUUU